Ctenopharyngodon idella (grass carp) is the source of this 1874-nucleotide messenger RNA. It is a transcript of the gene ddb2, whose product is annotated as damage-specific DNA binding protein 2. Gene Ontology annotation, cellular component: Cul4-RING E3 ubiquitin ligase complex; nucleus. The record is from RefSeq and is a predicted model, not a curated record. Gene Ontology annotation, molecular function: protein binding; damaged DNA binding. Bases 165 to 1691 code for a protein of 508 amino acids. The transcript is spliced from 11 exons. Gene Ontology annotation, biological process: DNA repair; response to UV. Lineage: Eukaryota; Metazoa; Chordata; Actinopteri; Cypriniformes; Xenocyprididae.
UAGUGGAUAAAUUCUGUAUCGCGCUCAACGAUUACAAAACAAUCGGCCUCAUACGUCACUGAAUGUAGUCAAAAUGCGUGUCUGUGCACGUGUAGAGGUGUUGAGCCGAGAGGGUUUGCCAAUGUAAUGUAGACCGCUUUAUAUUUGCAGAAAGUAGACUUUAAAUGGCGCGAGGAAGGGCUCAGACAGACUCAACUGCUUCGAAGCAGGCGAAGAAUGUCAAUUCAAAGAAAAGACCGAAUGAAGAACCUCCUCAAACACUCUCCAAAAAGCUCAAAGCCAAACAGCAAGGCAAGACAGCAUCAAAAACGGACACCUACAUACAAGCAAGUGUGAAAUGGACUGGAAGUCAAAAGAAAGUGGGCCAAACAAGUAUCCUUCACUACAUUUACAAAAGCUCCUUGGGACAGAGCAUCCAUGCUCAACUGCGCCAGUGUCUGCAAGAGCCUUUCGUACGCUCACUUGGAACCUACAAACUUCACCGCACAGCCAGUCCCUUCGAUCGGAGAGUCACUUGUCUGGAAUGGCAUCCCACCCAUCCCACUACUGUUGCAGUGGGUUCCAAGGGUGGAGACAUCAUCCUGUGGGAUUACGAUGUGCUGAAUAAGAGAACUUUCAUACAGGGGAAGGGAGCUGGUGACUUUAUUGGGGAGAUGAAGUUCUGCCCCACAGAUGUGUCCAAAAUCUUUGUCGCUUCUGGUGAUGGCACAAUCAGCGUGCAGAGUUUUGAGGGCCUCCAAAGUCAGAUAUUGUCUCGAACCCCAGACUGUGGCCAUGACCACCAUGAUCUUUGUUACUGGUACUGCUGUGUGGACGUGUCCGUUAGCCGUCAGAUGCUUGCGACUGGGGACAGCACUGGAAGACUUCUCCUGCUUGGCCUGGAUGGACAUGAGAUUUUCAAAGAGAAGCUGCACAAAGCCAAGGUGACCCAUGCAGAAUUCAACCCUCGCUGUGACUGGCUGAUGGCAACAUCCUCUGUUGAUGCUACGGUCAAGCUGUGGGACCUACGAAAUAUUAAAGACAAAAGCAGUUAUAUCGCUGAAAUGCCUCAUGAGAAACCUGUCAAUUCUGCGUAUUUUAAUCUGACAGACAGCACCAAGCUCCUUACUACAGACCAGAGGAACGAGAUCAGAGUAUAUUGUUCAUAUGACUGGUCUAAACCUGAUCAAAUAAUUCUUCAUCCUCAUCGGCAGUUCCAGCACUUAACGCCCAUCAAGGCAACCUGGCAUCCCAUGUAUGACCUCAUUGUGGCUGGCCGUUACCCAGAUGAUCAAGUAUUAGUCAAUGACAAGAGAACUAUUGACAUUUAUGAUGCCAACAGUGGUGAUCUUGUGCACCAGCUGAGAGACCCCAAUGCUGCUGGUAUCAUAUCUCUCAACAAGUUCAGUUCAAAUGGGGAUGUGCUGGCUUCUGGAAUGGGCUAUAACAUUUUAAUCUGGAACCGAGAGGACACGCUGAACAGUAUUAGUCGUAAACAGACAGCGGAGAGAGUGGAGGAGAGUGGAGGCAGAGCUGGAACCUCCAGAUCCCAGCGCAGCACCCAGCAGCGCACGAACAGAGGCGGAAGAGCAGCUGCUGAUGAUGCCAAGCUCAAGAAAAAGCUGGCGUCAUUGUCUUCAACAGAGGCCAAGUCCAAGACCAAGACCAAGAGCAAGACCGAAUGCAAGACAUCAAAAUUGAAGAAAAAGUGAGAAAGAAUAUACUGAGCUUUAAGACUAGAUAUUUAGUGGAUCAGGUCUCAUUUGUUCUGUUCGUUUCAAUAUAUAAAUCCUGUAACGAUAAAAAUUAAAAUAAGGACUCGUUACCUUUUAUAGGACCUAAAAUAUGUAUAUUCUGUUCAAAAUAAACUUUUGUACUUUUUUACGUUAAAAAAA